GGGUGGGGCCCGGAUGGGACGCCCCCUCGGGGGAACCCAAUGAGAGAGCCGGGCCCGGGCCGGGGGGGCGGUACCGGCAGUCACAUGCUCACCUGGGUCGGGGGGCGGAGCCAGAGCCGGGCCGGGCCAGGCCGGGGCGGGGCUUGGCAGGUGAGUGACAGUCUCCGGGGCCGGACUCCGACGGGAGCUGGGAGCUAGGUCGGAGUCGCCUCGGCCGCCGCGUUCCCCCCCUUUCUGCUCUCUCCGCGGCCUCUUGUCCCUGCUGGUCCCGGCCCCAGCCCCCCUGGCCCGACCACCCGGGGCGGACCCUUGAGCGCCGUGGGAGCCGCCCUCCAGCCCGCUCUCCCGCAAAGUUUGUGGCGGAGCCGGCGUCGGGGGCUGAGCGCGCCCCGGGGAGCGAGGGGGCAGCAACCGAUGCCGAACGGCCGGAGCAGUUGAGUCCGGAGUGGCCCGGGACCCCUCGGGGCGUCGGAGGAGCAGCCAGCCCGCCGCCGCCGGUGCAUGGGGCCGGGCUGAGCCGCGGCCAUGGGCAACUGCGUGGGGAGACAGCGCCGAGAGAGGCCGGCCGCGCCGGGACACCCCCGCAAGCGCGCAGGACGUAAUGAGCCCUUGAAGAAGGAGAGGCCCAAGUGGAAGAGUGACUACCCCAUGACAGAUGGGCAGCUGCGGAGCAAGCGAGACGAGUUCUGGGACACUGCCCCAGCCUUUGAAGGCCGGAAGGAGAUCUGGGACGCCCUUAAGGCAGCCACCUUUGCAGUGGAGGCGAAUGACCACGAGCUGGCGCAGGCCAUCUUGGAUGGAGCUUCCAUCACCCUGCCCCACGGUUCUCUGAGUGAGUGUUAUGAUGAACUAGGCAAUCGCUAUCAGCUCCCCGUCUACUGCUUGGCGCCUCCGGUCAACUUGCUUCUAGAGCGCAGCGAGGACGAUGGGGUGGAACCUCCAGAACCAGCCCCCAGUACCCGGCGCGAGUUCCCUCUUAAGGUGCGCCUGUCCACUGGCAAAGAUGUGAGGCUCAAUGCCAGCCUGUCCGACACGAUCGGGCAGCUCAAGAGGCAGCUGCAUGCCCAGGAGGGCAUCGAGCCUUCCUGGCAGCGCUGGUUCUUCUCCGGGAAGCUGCUCACCGAUCGCAUGCGGCUACAGGAGACCAAGAUCCAGAAGGAUUUUGUUAUCCAAGUAAUCAUCAACCAGCCCCUGCCGCCCCAGGACUGACGCUCCCAGAGAGAGGGCAGGGAAGGGCUCCUCCUUCCACCUGGAACCCCAGGCUCACCCUCCUGCUGCCCUCGAUCACUCUUGUCUUUUUCAGGUGAUACCUUCCUUGGUUGCUGCUUUUGUUGGCAGUGGAGGAACACUGCCAGGUGCCUCUGGGGUUACUUGAUAAAGGCCUCCGAGAAGCAGUGCUGCUACAUACAAGCCCCCAGAAUAGGGUUUUUUGCUGAUCCUGGUGCAAGAAAAGCAGGGGAUUGCUCACUUCUCCUGGGCUAACAAGGUAGCCUCCUGGCUACACCUCUCCCACGGCAGGGUAGGGCAAAUCACUUCUGGCUAAAGGGCCAGCGUCCCCUGGCCCGUCGGGCCCAGAUCUAUCUAGUCUGGUGCUGUAGGCUGUGCUUACUACCAGCUUUUCCUCAGGGUCGGAAGCAGCUUCUGCCUCCCCACACUCCCGGCUCUGUCGUGGGCACGGUGCCAGGUCCCCAUUCGUGAAGGGGACCAACAGUGAGUCCCAGGGAGCGGCGAGAGCUGAUGAGGGCCCUCCCCUCUCUCCCUGCCCCAGCACAAUUGGCAAGGGUGAGGGUGUGUGGCAGAGAUGUAGCCUGAGCCGUUCCAGAAUAUUUCUGGACAGACUCAUCUUCCCAGAUGGAAUCCUGGCGUGGCUGUCUCCAGGCUGGUUGUCUUUCCCAUGGUGGGUCCUUGUGUACAGAAAUAUUUGCAUAUUUAUCAAUAAAACCUUUUGCUCCUUCUGUCCCGGCUGCUCCUUG
This is a messenger RNA of Sarcophilus harrisii (Tasmanian devil), 1973 nucleotides long. RefSeq names its product ubiquitin domain containing 1 (gene UBTD1). The transcript is spliced from 3 exons. The coding region runs from base 526 to 1209 and encodes 227 amino acids. NCBI's taxonomy places the organism in Eukaryota, Metazoa, Chordata, Mammalia, Dasyuromorphia, Dasyuridae. The record is from RefSeq and is a predicted model, not a curated record. Gene Ontology annotation, molecular function: protein binding.